AUGGAAGAGCCAUUUCGAAAAAGACCCCGCCUUUCUAUCUUUGCUGGCCAGCCCUCCGAUACAGCACUCGACCAGGAUCUCAGUUCUCUGCGCCACCAAAACGACAAUUUGUUGAAGUCGCGAUUCGAGUCGAUAUUUGAGAAAUACUCACACGAUUUCAGCGGGAUUGGGGACGAAAUCGACCUGGGGACUGGAAAAAUCGUGGUGAACAAUGGCCAUCUGGAGGGGAUGAAGAAUGAAACAGACCUGGGGCGGACAGCAUCAAAUCGGGAGAAUGCAAAAGGACAAUCGCUGCUGAGAGCAAUGACCCGGAUGCCGGAUGGGGAAGAUUCAUAUUUUGAUGAGGGAGCAGAUGAUGUGAUCAUGAGUAUUGAAGAAAUGGCAGAGAAUGCCGCCAUGUCAGACGACGGGUCCAACCAGGAGGACAAUGAUGAGGAACUCUUUACCCCGGUCCAGUACAAUACCCAGAAAAUUCCGCAGGAUACCAGAAUAUCACACGACAAGAUCACCCAGCCGGACAGCGAUGAAGAACUCUUUGUUCCUGUACAGUCUCGUCCCCUGUUUGUGACCAUCCCAGACUCUCGUGGCAGCAAUCCCACUGUCCAAUCCGAUCCCUUCGAGUCCGACCGAGAUUCGCUUUUCGAAAUUCGGCCACCUCCGAGAUCGGCCAGUCCCGACUCCUUGUUCGAAGUGCAACGAAUCGACGACGAUUCUGCCUCGAUGGACAGAACAAAUGCACACAUUGGCUCAUCGGGUCUGGGGGAGGAUGUCGACGAAAGUGCCAUCCUGGACAAGUUCGGGCCUCAGAUCGGGCGGGAAGUUUUGGGCAUAGUACAGAAAGCUAGAAACACGGCGACUGAAGCCCACAUCGAACCCGCCUGGCGAAUACCAGCCAAUGUCAUCCCUCCAAAAGUCUCUCGUUCGUUUUCGAAAUUAAGUACGCCACCUUCUCCGAUCGCCCCGCGUCCUGAUGUUGCAAAGUCGUGUUCUCCAGAUCAUGAUCGAUCGCUGUGGGAGCCAAAGAGGCAACGGCCAAAGAGACGGUCUAAAGAUCAGGCACUUACGCAGAUGCGAAUACGCGCAGAAUCAGAAGAUCCGUUGCAAGAGGGUUUUGUCCGCGACAGCGGAGGAGAUUCUGACUGGGAGACCAAACAAGAACGGGAAGAAGAGUAUGUGGUGCCUGAGGACGAGCAAGUCGUGUUGAUGAAGCAGGGCAUAUGUUUGUACUGCUCCAAGCAAUGGGCUUCGAGAUCUGGCGUCUGGACUCACUGGUGCAAACUCCUCGGCGAGGCUGAAAGGCUCCAAGCGAAUCCCGAUGAGGUGCACGACAUUCAUUAUCUUCGACAUUAUCGUUCGAGGCGUCGCAAAAUCGUCACCGUGCGAUCUCCAAGACUAGUCCUUGGUGAUUUCAGGACGUUGGUGGAAUUGCACGAAGGUGCCGGUCUGUCCUUUGUUCAAAUUGCUCAAUGUCGGGCACUUCGGACCCGCAAAACAGGACCGGCACUGAAUGAUGUCUAUGAUAGAUAUCGAUCUCCCCCUGGUCAUCCACCGGGCCGAGGAGCCGUCCGUGACUGGUCCGAAGAGGAAAUGAAGAUCCUGAAUAAACUUUGUGAAAAUCCCAAAGCGGACCUGGGGACCUUUUCUCGACAAUUCCAGAACCGCAGCAGCAUUGAGAUUGGAGACAAACUCGCCGAAAUUUGGUUGGAAGCACUCUGGAAGUCUGGCCAAAUAGCCGCCAGACCGUCACAGAUACCUACAACACCCACCGAAGAGCAGGGCAUUGAAUCCACCCCGACGCCUCCGCAACGAAGCAUCCGUCAACGAGAGUCGUCAAUCGAUAACCCCUUUGUCAAGGAGGAGGAGUCAGAAGACGAGGGGUCCCGACACCGGUGA
Molecule: messenger RNA, 1893 nt
Organism: Rhinocladiella mackenziei CBS 650.93
Lineage: Eukaryota; Fungi; Ascomycota; Eurotiomycetes; Chaetothyriales; Herpotrichiellaceae
Exons: 1
Coding region: 1-1893 (630 amino acids)
Cellular component (GO): nucleus
Molecular function (GO): histone binding; protein heterodimerization activity
Source: RefSeq, a predicted model, not a curated record